ACAUGGGGCUCGCUGGGCCUAUCAGCGCGGCGAAGCCUGGAGCCGCCGAGGCUCCCGCCAAAUACGAGCGGGAGAAGCUGGCGCGCCCCGGUCCUUGCGGCCGCCGGGGGAGGAGCCAGGGCCGCGCUCCGCGGCCGGGGUAUGGCAGCCAUGGAGUGCAGAGACAAACCAGUUAUUCCCACAAGGAAGCUAGUACAAGCACGGUUGCCUUUCAAGCGUUUGAAUCCUGUACCAAAGGAGAAAUAUGACACAGGAAUGGAAGUCAAGAAAGCAAAGAGCUCACAAGAUGUUGGUCAAAAUAAAGAUUCCAAUCUAGAUCUGUCACAUGGAUCCUUGGACAAUAUGGAGAAUGACUGCCAGUUGGAUUCUGAAAUGCAGUUCACUCCCAAACUUGUUAACGGAAAGGGUCCGUUAGAUAACUUUGUACAGAAAAACAUGAAAAAUAACAUGAGAGAAACUGUACUCAUAUUUGACUUGACAGAGGACUCUAACCACACACUAAGUGAUGGCCUAGACCACAGUAAAUUAAAUUCAGAAGCAUCUUCCUCUGUAGAGACAACUAAUGGUAUGAUAGAAGAUACAAACCAGUCAACUCCAUUAAAGCCUGUUCAGAAUGCCCAAGUGGAUGUUUCAAUGGAUACCAAUCCACCUUGUGACGCUACUGCAAAUAAGGAUGAAGACUCAAUAGAUGUAACCAAAUCCUGUUCUGAAUUAUCAAAUACACAGUGUAAUAAUUUGGAGAAUGAGAGUGAACUCAAGGGUGUUAUAUUUGAGGGGAAGAUGCCUGUAGUAGUUCUGGAGGAUAUUAUGACUGUGAGAUCUCCCCAUGUUGUGUCUUUGGAAGGAAGUAUGACCUCAGAAAGUGAGACAAUGGAAUCUUCUCCUGAAGGAGACUCUAUACUUACUAAUUCCUCAUUUAGCUCCCCCUCUUCUACCAGCUCACCUGAGGCACAGCGUAUCCCACAGAACAGGAGUGAUACUAGUCCUUUAGCUGCUUCAAUACCUGUUCGGAAGGUGUAUCAGAAAUUCCUGAAAAGUUCUGCGGAGAAGGAGAAGCUGAGAUUGCAAAGAGAUCAAGAACGUGCAGAUAAGCUGCAGAAGUUGCAAGCAGAAAAGGAGGAAAAAGAGAGGCUGAAAGAAGAGGCAAAAGCCGCAAAAGAGCGGGCCAAGGAAGAGGCAAAGAAGAAGAAGGAGGAAGAGAAAGAACUGAAAGAGAAGGAAAGGAGAGAGAAAAAGGAAAAAGAUGAAAAGGAAAAGGCUGAGAAGUUACGAGUGAAGGAGGAAAAACGCAAGGAGAGACAGGAAGCUUUAGAGGCAAAACUUGAAGAGAAAAGGAAGAAAGAGGAGGAGAAACGGUUAAAAGAGGAGGAAAAGCGCAUUAAUGCACAGAAGGCAGAAAUCACCAGGUUCUUUCAGAAACCAAAGACUCCACAAGCCCCCAAGACCCUUGCUGGCUCCUGUGGGAAAUUUGCUCCCUUUGAAAUUAAAGAGAACAUGGUCCUGGCUCCACUCUGUCGUGUUGUCUUUGAUCAGGACCUCUCAGAUCAGUUAGAUCAGCUCCUACAAGCUCAGAAUAAUGACAUUUCUUUCUUGGAAGAACUAAAGUGCCGCAAGCCACAUAAAACUGGACCUACCAUUGUCUGUUACCGCAGUGCUGACGUAGUCAACAGUGAUGUGGUGAUAGUGGAUAGCUGCAAAAUGGACAAUGUUCCUGAAAGGAAGAAAUUUGGCAGGAUGAAGCUCCUACAGUUUUCUGAGAAUCAUCGACCUGCAUACUGGGGCACAUGGAAUAAGAAAACCACCGUCAUUCAUCCCAGGAAUCCCUGGUCAAAGGACAAUAAACUGCUCGACUAUGAGAUAGAUAGUGAUGAAGAGUGGGAAGAGGAAGAACCAGGAGAAUCUCUCUCUCACAGUGAAGGGGAUGAUGAUGACGAGGGAGGAGAAGAUGAAGAUGAUGAUGAUGGCUUUUUUGUACCCCAUGGGUACCUAUCUGAGGAUGAAGGAGUGACAGAAGAGCAUGAUCCAGAGAAUCAAAAAGUUCGUCAGAAGCUGAAAGCAAAGGAGUGGGAUGAACUGAUAGCCAAGGGGAAGAGGUUCCAUGUUCUUCAGGCUGUGAAGAUUGGCUGCAUCUGGGAAACAGAAGAAAGCAAAAGCAGUGCAGAUGCAGACCUAAAGGUGCUUCAGCAGUUUGCAGUUUGUAUUCUGGAUUCAUCUGUUGCUGAGGAAGAGCAGAUGCAGAAGACUAGCAAAAAAAGGACAAAAGACCAGCAAAUCCUGGGACAACUGCUUCCGCUGCUCCAUGGGAAUGUCAAUGGAAGUAAAGUGAUCAUCCAGGAAUUCCAGGAUUGUUGCCGCCAAGGACUGUUCAGUGAAGCGGCCCUUGCCCCAGAUAUUAGUGAUGCUAGUCCUACAAGUCCCAACACUUCCCGCCCGCAGACUCCAGUCAACGAGGACUCUGCUAUCCCUUCCAAAGCCAGACUAAAGCGAAUUAUUUCAGAGAACUCUGUGUAUGAGAAGAGACCUGAAUAUAGGAUGUGUUGGUAUGUCCACUCAGAGGUGCUGAAAAGCUUUGACCAAGAGCACCUUCCUGUUCCUUGUCAGUGGAACUACAUCACGCCACUCCUUUCUGCAGCCAAGGAGGACAAUAGCAGUGUACCAGGAGUGACAGUGAUACAAACCACUCCAGUUUCAGCAAAGAGGAAGUCAACAGGAAGCAUGUCUAUCACCAAGUUCAUGAAAAAACCUAGGGAUGCAGAACAGGCUGAAGCUGUGGAAAUGGAUGGGUUCCAGGCCGACACUGAAGAAGAGGAGGAAGAUGACUGCAUGAUUGUGGACGUACACCCAGGGAAAGAUUCUACAUCUGCAAUUGCUGAAACUACUUCAAAAUCAGAUGGUGCAAUGGAGAUUGUCCCCGUGCAGGCAGCUAUUGCAGUUGGUCCAUCGAACACAGUUUGAUACUUAACACCUACUAACCCCUCUGUAUGUAUGUAGAAUUUUUAGGAUUUUUUAAAACUUGUGUAUCUUUGUACAAGAUACUUGAAAGUAUUCCAUAUUUCUUGUAAAGAGAAGACAGCACUUUGGUCUAAAGCAGAACAGAUGAAAGCUUGAAAAUUUUAGUUUUAAUAUUUUUAGCUAAAAAUAUUGCAUAUUAAUCUGUCUUUAAUAAAGCAUUAUUGAAAUUGAUAUUUUGUAUGAAAGUAUCUAACUUGUGCUCGCUAAGCAAAGUUAGCUGUGUGAUCUUGCAAACGUAAGCUUAAGACUUGUCUGUGGGCAUUGCAGUCUGUUCAUAAUUCAGUGUAGCAUGGCUUUUGAGGCAUAAAUGGCGAUAUGUACAAUUAUAUUUGAAUUUGCUACCAUUAUUUUGUCCUGUUUCUGGUCUGCCUUCCUCUAGGGAUACUACCAGCGAUGACUGUUCUGUGCAGGGAAGGGAGAGAAUGUAUGUGAGGUGAUAUAGGCCAGUGUUUCUCAAUGACUGGUCCAUGGGCUGGCACUGGUCCCUGACACUAGGAAGGCAGCAAGUUGGCCCCUGGCAUCAAAAAGGUUGAGACACACUGGUAUAGGCUGAAAACAGCUGAAUCCGGGUGAAGAGACUGAAGUGUCUGACAUACAGAUUUUGUUUUAAACCCCUGAUUAUCUAUAUAAUUAGGCUUGGCAGAAUUUGAUUUUAUCAUUUUGAUUGUUUAUUUAAUCUUUACUAGUUUAAAUCUUCAGUUGUGCAAAAUUGUGGGUUUUAAGCAAUUUUUCAAUAUUUUUAAUUAUCAAUUUAAGUGCUCACAAUUGUGGGAAAUUUAUGGGGGAACAGAAUUAUUUAAUGACACAGAUUCAAAACAUUAAAGCUUUAAUGGUUAAAACACAUUGUCAACAUGUCAAAAUAUACAAAGUAAAUGUCCUUAAAUCAAACUCUAAAGUUCUCAAGCAGCAUUUUUCUUCAGUUAUCAGUAGAAAUAUUUUCUUUGGUUUGUGUAUAGUGACAUUGUUUACUGAUUAUGUAUAGGCUUGGAAGGAUUCAAUCAGUGAUGUAUGCAUUUUUUUUGCAUAUACAACUUCAGUGGGAGCUGAGUGU
Messenger RNA from Mauremys mutica (yellowpond turtle), 4063 nucleotides. RefSeq names its product chromatin assembly factor 1 subunit A (gene CHAF1A). NCBI's taxonomy places the organism in Eukaryota, Metazoa, Chordata, Testudines, Geoemydidae. The transcript has 15 exons. Gene Ontology annotation, cellular component: CAF-1 complex; nucleus. Gene Ontology annotation, biological process: nucleosome assembly. The record is from RefSeq and is a predicted model, not a curated record. Bases 142 to 2955 code for a protein of 937 amino acids.